This is a messenger RNA of Microthlaspi erraticum, 1608 nucleotides long. NCBI's taxonomy places the organism in Eukaryota, Viridiplantae, Streptophyta, Magnoliopsida, Brassicales, Brassicaceae. The record is from the annotation of a GenBank genome assembly.
AUGAAACCAAUUGAUGAUAUACCUUCAAAGCUUCUGUGCAAAGUUAAUGAUGUUGAACUUAAGGUGGAUAACGAUACUGAUGAAGUAUUUGUUAAGAUUUCUUUGGUUCUAGAUACAGUUGAAGUUAGAACCCCUAUUCCUAAUGCCAUUCAUGAAAGGACAAAAUAUUUCACAAAAGUUUUAACUGCCUCAGAUAGCAGUACACAUGGUGGAUUUUCUAUCUUGAAAAGACAUGCCAUUGAAUGUUUUCCUCCACUGGAUAUGUCUCAGCCUACACCGAGUCAGGAAAUAGUUGCUAAGGACCUCAAUGGCUAUGAAUGGAGAUUUAAGCACAUAUAUAGAGGUACACCAAAGAGACAUCUCUUUACCACUGGUUGGAGUACAUUCGCGACUGCUAAAAAAUUAGUCGCUGGGGACUCAUUUGUUUUCAUCAGAGGAGAGAAUGGGGAGUCACUAGUUGGAAUCAGAAGAGCAUCUCAUCAACAAGGCAAUAUACCUUCAUCAAUAAUUACAAAAGAGAAUAUAUACAAUGGAGUAACUGCUUCUGUAUGGAAUGCUAUUAAGAACGAAGAUGUGAUCACUGUGUUUUAUAAGCCAAGGUCAAGCCAAUUCAUCAUCAGCUUGGAAAAAUUUGUAGAUGCAAUGAAUAAAAAGUUCGAUGUACACUCGAGAUUUACCAUGCCGUUUGAGAGUGCUGAUUUUACUGAAUUAAGAUAUUCUGGGAAAAUUGUGGGAAAAAAAGAUUUCUCCUCGCAUUGGAAAGAUUCAGAAUGGCGAAGCUUAGAAGUGAAAUGGGACGAGGCUGCAUCGAUUCCAAGACCUGAUAAGGUUUCACCCUGGGAGAUUGAGCAUUAUGCAUCUCCAUCUAAUAUUCUCCAAUCAGCUUUGCUCAAGAAUAAACGUUCACAUGAUAGUAAUGAAACUGGUUCAAAACUUUGGACUCAUACAUUGACUCGAGGUCAGGAAAUUGGACAAUCAAGCAUGACCUCUUCGAUAAGUGUUCGUCAGCGUAAUGCAACGGACGACUCCAAGAGUCCAUCUAGUUGGUUGAUGAACCACUCAGUCCCUACCAUUCCCAAAGUGAACUCUAACGACCAAAUGGUUGUGCAUGUGAAAGAAAAGAUGACCACCGAUGCUACAGCUAGUUACAGAUUGUUUGGAGUUGAUCUGAUGGCGGAAGAUCACAUGGAACCAAAUGGCUCACACCAGAAAGCUAUAGAUUUCAAAAUCUUGGAAGAAAAAAAGCUUGACCAAAUCCAAAAUUUGACGUCACCAAAAGAAAUUAAAGGCAAGCAAAUCAUAUCUACAGGAAGUCGUACCAAGGUUUUCAUGCAAGACAGAGGCAUAGGAAGAGUUGUGGACUUAACUCUUCUUGAUGGAUACAAUCACUUGAUCAAUGAACUGGAGAAACUCUUUGAUCUCAAAGACGAGCUCCAUAUGAACAAUCACUGGGAAAUUGUUUUCAAGGAUAAUGAAGGAGAUGUGAUGCUUGUUGGAGAUGAUCCAUGGCCCGAGUUUUGCAAGAUGGUAAAGAAAAUAUUCAUAUGCUCAAAAGAGAAAGUCAAGAUAAUGGAGCUAGCUGGGAACAAGUCCCCUGAAAGUGGCUGA